AUGUCCCAAGAGACUGAGACACUUGUAAAGGAGGAGGGUGUCUCUCCAAUGAAGAAGUCUUCCAUGGCUCCUUACUCCAUCCGCAAAUACCAGAACAGGGAUGACAAGUGGGUCCGAGAGCUGUUCUUCAAGUCAAUGGGGGGCAUUACUUUCCCCCUCAACCGUGGUCUGAAGUCGCCCCGAAUACUGAUGCUCCUGUCUGGGGGGCUCUUUAUCCUUUUCCUGGUCUCUGGUUCCUGGCACCUGACUCUCCUGGCUGGUCUCACUAUUCUCAUUACCUUUAGAUUCUUUAACAAGCACGUCUGGAAUUAUUUUAUCAACUUUACGUUGAACACGGACUUGUCUGACAUCAGCAAAUACUACUUCAGCGAGCAGGGGUCCUGCUUAUGGGUGGCUGAGUCUGAGGGGCAGGUGGUCGGCAUGGUGGGGGCUCUGCCUGUGAAUGAGCCCGCCUUGAGGAGGGAGCACUUACAGCUUCACCACCUGUGCGUGGAUGUGGGCUACCGAGGUCAGGGUAUAGGCAAGGCCCUGGUGAAGACUGUCCUCCAGUUUGGGCAGGAUGAGGACUACAGAGCAGUUGUCCUCAACACCACUAUAUUUCAGCCGGAGGCCCUGGCCCUCUACCAAGGCCUGGGUUUCCAGAAGACUGGAGGGUUCAUCUUUACCAUAAAUGGGAGAGUGGGCCUUAUCUCUGUUACUCAGUUUACUUACCACCUCCCCUUCAGGCAGGCCUCCAAGAGCCCGAGGCAGGAUGACUAA
Messenger RNA from Suncus etruscus (white-toothed pygmy shrew), 759 nucleotides. RefSeq names its product putative N-acetyltransferase 8B. Bases 1 to 759 code for a protein of 252 amino acids. Gene Ontology annotation, molecular function: N-acetyltransferase activity. The transcript is spliced from 2 exons. The record is from RefSeq and is a predicted model, not a curated record. Lineage: Eukaryota; Metazoa; Chordata; Mammalia; Eulipotyphla; Soricidae.